Messenger RNA from Papaver somniferum (opium poppy), 894 nucleotides. RefSeq names its product vicilin-like seed storage protein At2g18540. NCBI's taxonomy places the organism in Eukaryota, Viridiplantae, Streptophyta, Magnoliopsida, Ranunculales, Papaveraceae. The record is from RefSeq and is a predicted model, not a curated record. The transcript has a single exon. Bases 1 to 894 code for a protein of 297 amino acids.
AUGAAAAGUUCUAAGGAAGAAGAACAGAGAAUUGUGAACGAAGAACCAAUUACAACGAGUAAAGGAAAUAUGACGAUUACAGAGCUUAGGCAAAAACUAAUAAUCGAAAGAAAGAGAGAAGAAGAGGAGCGUGCGAACUUGAUCCGUCAAAAUGAUGAUUUACGAGAAGAGAAUCUUAGAUUGCAAGAACAAAGGUCAAGAAUUGUUACACGCUCAAGAUCAAGAUCCAGCAGAAAUUCUUCCAGACAGAGUCAAUCUAAACGAAGAAACGAUAGGCGAAAGCAACAUAUGGAAGUCAUUGAAGAAAACUCGCAAGAAGAUGAAAAUUUGGAAAAUCACAGGGAAAGAAGACGUAUAAUUGAAUUAGCAACUAAUCGUUAUGAGCAUCCACGCGAACUUCUUCGUCGAACAAAUACUAAUUCUGAAAGGGAAGAAGAACGUCUAGGACAAGGACAAAUGAUAUUACAUGGUAGGGAAACGUUGAGAGGAGAAUAUGAGCGCGAACGAGAAGUUGCGCGUGCAAGAGAUAGACAGCGAAGAAGGGAAGAGUUAGAAGAAAGAGAAUUACAAAAUGGAUUGCGUCACAUUGAUAGUAGAAGAAGAGGACACGAACAUCAUCGCAUAAAAGAUACGAAUCAAGGUCGAGUGACACCACGAGAAAGAGAAAUAUCAAGACAUCGUUAUGAUCGCACGGGCAAUGAAGAAAGACAUGAUAGAGUACAAAUUGAAACAAAUACUGAAAGGCGUAGGCGAAGAAGAGAGGAAGUUGAACAACAGGAGAUACGAGAGGCAAUACACCAAAACAAUCAUGAGAAUAGAUUGAGACAAGCAAGGCUAAAAAGACCUAUGCAAGAUGGCAGAAUUAAGAGAAAUGAUGACUGCAAAAAGAAAUGA